AAACACCGUUUAUAACGUAUUUAUUUUUAACAAAAAAAAAACUUCCCUGUAAAAACCUGACUGCAGAUGCAAGGUGGAAAUACACAGCGUUUUAUUUUAAUAAGAAAGUUAAGACGCCUUUCCCCACAAAGCAAUCCCUGUACAGACCGCGCUCAGAUAAGUUCUCGGGAAUCAAAAUCUGCGUGGAAAAUGUUUCACAAAAUGUAUAGUUUUAAAACACUUGUGCUGAGUUGUACUCAUUGUACAUACUCCCCCCGUUCCCAAUUUCCCGACAUUUGCGCCCCCUCCCCUCUCUCCCUCCAUUCCUCCCUUUGAAGGAUGUUUGAAAACUGCAGAUUGAUUCGUUUCACCUUACUAGGAAGUGAACGCUUUGCACGGGAAGAGGAGGGACUGGGGGCACCGGCUCCAUGGCAGCUAGGCUGAUCCGUCUUGUGUUUAUCAAUGGCACGUAUUAACGCGUUAACGCCAUAGAUCGCGCGGUGUAACGACAAUUGUGACAUUUUCCAAAGUCCGCGGAAACCGCUUUAGGGCUCGCCAGCUUAAAUGCAAUCGCUGCAGAUAGUGUGUCCGUGAACUUUGUCGUGCUCGUCCCCCCCCCCGUGCAAUGUCCACUUCACUUUUAUUCCGUAACAUAAGAGUGUCUUUGGCGUGCGGCUGGGGACGCGGAGCGAAACGCGCACUUUUCCGCUCGCCCGUAGCCUCGCUGCAGCUGCGUCGCCCCGUAAUAGAUACGUCGUACUCUAGUCACUUCAUGGAUUUUAAAGGCUCCUCGAUACCUAGCGCCAUGAAAAAGCUGGUGGUGACAAAGCUGAGCCAAAAAUUCAGGGAUGCCGUAUCCUUGCAAACCGUUCCGGUCCCGACACCUGACGACGGGGACUUACUGAUAAGAAAUCGAUUCAUUGGCAUCAACGCGUCCGACAUCAAUUACUCGGCGGGCCGCUACGACACCUCGGUCAAGCCGCCGUUCAACAUGGGGUUCGAGGGCAUCGGUGAGGUGGUGGGCGUGGGCCUGAGCGCCAGCGCACAUUUCACCGUGGGCGACACCGUGGCAUACUUCGUGGAGGGCGCCUUCGCCGAGUACAGUGUGAUCCCCGCCAAGAAGGGCGUGCGCAUGCCAGCCAUAAAGCCGGAGUUCCUGGCGAUCUUGCUGAGCGGCGCCACCGCCUAUAUCGCGCUGAAGAAGCUGGGCGAGUUGACGGAGGGCCAGACGGUGCUAGUGACGGCGGCCGCCGGGGGCACUGGACAGUUCGCCGUGCAGUUCUCCAAGGCGGCCGGCUGCCACGUGAUAGGCCUGUGCUCCUCAGACACGAAGGCCGGCUUCCUGAAGACCAUCGGCUGCGACAGACCCAUCAACUACCGCAAGGAGGACCUGUCGGAGGUCCUGCGCCGCGAAUACCCACGCGGAGUGGACGUGAUCUACGAAUCUGUCGGCGGCGACGUCUUCGAUCUGGCCAUCAACAACUUGGCUGUCAAGGGCAGGCUGAUUAUCAUCGGCUUCAUUUCCGGCUACCAGUCAGACCUGGGCCUCGCUCCGGUGAAGACCACAGCCACAGCGCUGCCGGUCAAGCUGCUGAAGAAGUCCGCCAGCAUGCAUGGAUUCUUCCUGCCGCAUUACCUGUCCGACUAUGGGGAGGCGCUGGCGAGCAUGCUAAGCAUGCAUGCCCGCGGCAAGUUGGUGUGUGAGGUCGACCGCGGGGACGCGGCUCCUGGGGGCAGGUUCGUGGGCCUGGAGUCUGUGUUUCGUGCUGUCGACCACAUGUACAAUAAGGGGAACCUCGGCAAGGUUGUGGUGGCGCUCGGGCCGGAGGCUGAGAGCAAGCUGUGAGCGGGAAACCGACCUCACGUGGAUAGCAGUGUGAGCAGACACACGAGUAAAACUCCCCAGAAUGAGUGAAUUGAAAGUGCCUGUUCUUCUCUGUAAGGCUUAAAGUCAGCUUGUUAAUUUUGACUGUUGAUUUAAUUUUGACUUUGCUGUUGAUUUACAUAGAAUUCUUACAUACAAUGGAGACUUGCCUUGUUAUUUCUUUGGUAAAAAUGUGCCUUUUUCUCUCCUGCUUUACGGCUACUUUAUUUUAAGGUGUGACGCAACCAUUUGCGUGUCUCUGAACACCAUGGCGAACUGCGAUCCACCCAGUUCCAUAUAACUGUGGGGGUAAUUGGGCAAACAGGGAACUGUGAGCUGAGCUGUCACGAGGCUGCUCUCAUUUGGAGGGAGGGGGGCAGCUGAGGGUCUGGGGGCCACGUGUCCAGUAGGCCUUUAAAACAGGGACGCCGCUGCCUUUAUGUGUGUGUUAAAUGCCCGUUAAGGGGACGACGGAGCGCACAUGUACUCGUUUAUCAUCAGAUGCCCCCCCCCCACCUGGUCAACACACUGGACACUGACCGCCGCAGUAGACAAGACCACAGCCUUUAAGAACCUCUAUUCACAACCUUCAGCAGUCAGUGAUUUUGUGUUUAUUGAAAUACUGUUGCCUUUUCUCCAGUUAGUGCUGCUGAGUUUUUUUCCUUUUGGCUAAUGUACUAUUUUUGUUUUCAUAUAAAUAAAACUGUUCAUUGUGCUCA
Molecule: messenger RNA, 2562 nt
Organism: Brienomyrus brachyistius
Lineage: Eukaryota; Metazoa; Chordata; Actinopteri; Osteoglossiformes; Mormyridae
Product: prostaglandin reductase-3-like
Exons: 2
Coding region: 605-1825 (406 amino acids)
Cellular component (GO): mitochondrion
Molecular function (GO): zinc ion binding; oxidoreductase activity
Source: RefSeq, a predicted model, not a curated record